UCUCUUCCAGUAUGCAGGAAGCUGUGGGUGUAUGAUUUCCUGAGGAACAUACUGUCCCUGCAUGCAUGCAGGGGAUUAUUUUUUUUCCCUGAACAAAUUAGUUUAAUUUCUAGGUAACCCUGAGCCACUGGCUGUCACACCACUGUCUGGCUGUUCAAGCAUGGACUGUAAAGAACACACAGCCUGUGCAUGCUAUUGGGCUCUGUGCCAAACCUCCCAGUGACCACAGCAGGGAGUCCCUCUGGUUGUCUCUUUUUGGGGUGAGGGACCUCAGCCAAGAUGGUCAGUUUUUCUGCAAGGGCUCUGCCAUAACUCUAUUUUCUUUUACCUUCCCUGCAUGUCUGCUAAGGCACAGAGGCAUUUCACCAGGAUUUAUUUCUAGGCAAUUCUCCCCAACCUCUUCCCUCUGCCUCUCACUUUCAGUCAGCUUCCCCAUUUCCACCAACUUGUUGUUUUUACAUAAUGCUGCUGUAACUUUCGACGGGAUGAAGAUCUGGCUCUGCUUCUCCUUUUUGGGGCAAGCAAACUGCCCAAAAGCCUGGAGUGUCUGCAAGCUGCAGAAAAUCCUGCGCCCGGUCCGGUGUGGAUGUUUGCAGUCCAGUUACAAAAGCCCUGUGUUUGCAUUAUGUUAAUCCCCUGGCUUUGGCUACUCUGGCCAGGCAGGACCUAUCGCAUGGAGAAUGACAUCAUUUGGAAAAAGGGCUGCUUCCUGAGGCUGCCAGAGGCUCUGCAGCAUCCCUCCCCUUUUAUAGGGGAUGGCUGCUCCAUCUCAGCAGGGGCAGGCUGCUUUAUCAAUUGGAAUAGUUUUAGUGACUGUAGACAUUGUAACGUGAUGGAGUGCAGGAGAAGGAGAUGUGUGUAACCCUCCUCUCUGCCAGGCUGCAGUAGCGAUACAAUACCAUAAAUCCUGUGAUUUGUUCAUUAAGCUCUGUUGCCUAGAGAUUUGUCUCAUCUUAAUGCAUACAUUGUUUUUUACUUGCCCUAAUCUGCCUUUUACAAAUGGUGGCAAGAAUACCAGGAAAGUGUAACUGAUACGAUGCUGCUUGCAAGCUCACCCACGUGCUACUUGUGAUCGGCACAAGGAGCUGCAGAGAUAUAAAAUGCAGGGUGACUGGGCUGCUUAGUGAAUGCUUCCAGCUCACUAAUGCUGAAAUGCCAUAAAGCAUCCUGCAUUCUGAAACCAGCAUAUGACUCUCAGCAUCGCCAUUCUGCCCGAUUCUCCCCUUACGGAUGCAGUUACAAAAACGGCAGCUAAGCACAGACGUAUCCCUGGCAUGCCGUCAGGCAGCCUUGCUGGAGGAAAUUUUUUUUCCCCCUGCAAGCUGCCAAGGUGGACUCCUUAGCUCCUGCGAUAGACUGAAUGAGACUGCAGUUCCCCCAUCAGUUUCAUAAUACUCAGAAAGCAUCCAUUUACAUCAUUGUGUGCAGUGCAGGGCAGCAGCUGCCAGGAAAUUUGAAACUAUUUUGAUUCCAGUUGACUAGAACAGCAGCAAUUGAAUUAGCUGGUACCGCUAUAGAUAAACUGAUGAUCUUUGCAUUUUAUUUCUUUGACCAAUGGGUAACUGCUGGAGCUACAGUAAUCUCUGUAGUGGCCGUGGAAGCAGCAGUUUGCCUCCUCAUACCAUCAUCAAUGAAUUUCCAGAGUAUGGCACUGUAGAGUCGAGCAGACAAGCUCCCUCAGCUCUGUCGAUGUGCCAGGCCGAGCCUGUAACACGCAGUCCGGAAAGACGGGACAGUCACCACCGUGUCAGGCCUGUUCCUCAGUGCGCAGCUCCUGCUGAUAAUUUGAGGCCUGAUGCAGGGGCAGUGCAGCUUCACACCCCAGAAGAAGGUUUGCAACCCAGGGGUAAUCUGCCAGAGAUUAUGAAAAUCUCUCGACAGCUAGAAGCAACAAAGGUGCAAGAAAGAGCAAAUACUUCUCUCGAUUCAGAGACGCAAAUGGAAAAAAAGAGCGUUACUGGCAGCCAAAAUGUGCAGGCAGCCAGAGAACCAGUUCCAGCAGGCCAAGAAAAACUCUCAGACAUGCUUCUUCCAUCUGAACGAACAGCUGAGGAAAAAAAGUAUUUGAUCGUAGAGAAAGAUCUGGCUUCAGUACGGGCUGGAGAAAAGCAGUCUGAAUCCUCACAAGCCAUAAGUAAUAAAGCAGAGGAGGUCCACGCAGCUCAGGAACCAAGCUGUCACAAGUCAUCUGUGACAAACCUGGAAGCAGUCAGCAGAGUGGAGAGGGGGACACGUUUUGAGGAGUGUUCAGAGUACAAUCAAGGCAAAAUGCAAACAGGUACCGAGAGAAGGCUUGGUAAAGAGGCAGCUGUAAGUAAACAUGUAGAAUUUCAAGGUGUGGAGAUCUUAUGGCUGCAAAAAGCUGAGGAGCAGAGAAGAAAGAAGCACUCACUGCUGGAUUCUGUGUCUGUGGAGAGGAAGGUAUUCACCAAAACAUCCAGCCACCCUGUGUCACCAAUGGUCUCCCCAGCCUUGCUUUCCUUGCCAGACAGUGCAUGGAGUGAGGUCUGUGAAGACCCAAGGCUGGAACCUGCUGUGUCUGCAGCCACUCCUCUACCACUGCUUGAAGAAAGCGGGAAGGAUGAAGUUUCUGUGAAGGACAGGAAGAACUGUGGUGAGGAGAUGACUGUGCUUGCAAGAGGCCAGGGCAGGAUGGUGGAGGAGGGGGAAACCGCCACAGGAGGAUGUGAAGAUUUCCUUGGGCAGAGGCAUUCUGAUGUCUCCACUGAUCUGUACAGCUCGCAGUUUGAAAACAUCCUAGACAAUGCAUCUUUGUACUACAGUGCGGAAUCUCUGGAGACAUUGUACUCGGAGCCUGAUAGCUACUUCAGCUUUGAGAUGCCACUCACUCCCAUGAUCCAGCAGCGCAUGAAGGAGGGUGGACAGUUUUUAGAUAGGGCAUCAGCCGUGGGGCAGACAGAUGUCCCUGACAGGGAGGUGAAGGGAUGUGGUGAAGGCAUUGCCAAUGGCUUAAGGGAUGUAAGCGAAACACUCUUCAAAGGAGAUGUCACAGAAGUCCCUCGUCUGGAAAGCAAUGUUGACCUGCAGAAUGUGGUGUUAGAUUCCAGUGCAGCCAUGGGGAGCAAUGAACUUCAGGAAAAAGAUGCCACUGGAGCCCUUGGCCAUGACCUCAGCAAUGGCAGCAGCAGCAAUUUGGAAGCAGCCAGGCGCCUGGCUAAGCGCCUCUACCAUCUGGACAGAUUCAAACGCUCUGAUGUGGCAAAACAUUUGGGUAAAAACAAUGAAUUCAGCAAGCUUGUGGCCGAAGAAUAUCUUAAAUUUUUUGACUUCACAGGCAUGACACUGGACUGUUCGCUCAGGAGUUUCUUUAAAGCCUUUUCACUUAUUGGAGAAACUCAGGAACGAGAGAGAGUUUUAAUCCACUUCUCCAGCAGAUACUACCAGUGCAACCCAAAUGCCAUUUCUUCUCAAGAUGGAGUUCACUGUCUCACGUGUGCCAUGAUGCUGUUGAACACAGACCUCCAUGGCCAUAACAUUGGGAAAAAGAUGACCUGCCAAGAAUUUGUUGCUAACCUUCAGGGGAUGAACGAUGGCAAAGACUUCCCGAGAGGGCUCUUAAAGGCUCUCUACAAUUCAAUCAAGAAUGAGAAGUUGGAAUGGGCAGUGGAUGAAGAAGAGAAAAAAAAAUCUCACUCGGAUGGUGCAGAUGAAAAGGAUAAUGGGAACCAGACAAAGGCUGUCAGUCGAAUUGGCAAUUCAAAUAACCCAUUCCUGGACAUCCCUCAUGACCCCAAUGCUGCCGUGUAUAAAACUGGAUUUCUGGCUCGGAAAAUCCAUGCAGAUAUGGAUGGAAAGAAAACUCCCCGGGGAAAACGAGGCUGGAAAACCUUUUAUGCUGUGCUGAAGGGAACAGUCCUGUACUUGCAGAAGGAUGAAUAUAAGCCAGAAAAGGCUUUGUCGGAGGAAGAUCUGAAGAAUGCGGUUAGUGUGCACCAUGCACUGGCAUCCAAGGCAACAGACUAUGAGAAGAAACCCAAUGUCCUCAAGCUUAAAACAGCAGAUUGGAGAGUCCUGCUUUUCCAAGCCCAGAGCCAAGAAGAAAUGCAGACCUGGAUCAACAAGAUUAACUGUGUGGCUGCUGUCUUCUCUGCACCACCAUUUCCAGCGGCCAUUGGCUCUCAGAAGAAGUUCAGUCGCCCACUCCUGCCAGCCACCACAACAAAGCUAUCUCAGGAUGAACAGCUGAAGUCCCAUGAAGCUAAACUGAAGCAGAUCUCAACUGAGCUUGCUGAACAUCGCUCCUAUCCUCCUGACAAGAAGCUCAAAGGCAAGGAAGUAGAUGAUUACAAACUGAAGGACCACUAUCUGGAGUUUGAGGUAUAUAUGGGAAACAUUAUUACUUUUACUUCUUGGUUGUGGGUGGUCUUAUAUUUGGGUCACAGUCUGGAAGUUCUUAAUUUUUCACUUUACUUCCCUAGGAAGUGUGUUCUUGCUAGGCAGAAAAGUCACAGCAAUUGCAGAUGCUGGGAUGUGGCUCUUCUUUCUGGUGAGAACUUCCUUAGUGAAUUUUGCUCCCAGUCUGUAACAUGGAGGAUAGAAACAAGACUCCUGUCCUUCCUGAUGUACCUUUUUAAAAAAAUUGUAAGAUCUUUGUGCACGAAGUGUCUCGUGUUGUAAAACUGUGCUGCCUAGUGUAUUGGAACCUCAGUCUCUAAAGAAUGACUGCAUUCUGCAGGAAUGCAGAUCAUGGUAAUUGUCUUCCCUUGGUAGGUUCUGAAGGAACUGAUAUGCUGAAGUUAUUGUCAUAGGUAUGCCUCCCUCAUCAGAGCCACUUGUGUUGUAUACCACUGAAAUGGAUGUCAGGAUGAGAAGGAAAAUGGUAGAAUUAAAGAUCACAGGGUUGAGUGAUGCAACUUAGGCAGAUGCAUUAGGAGAUUGUUUUGAGUAUCUGACAGCAGCUUUUAUCUAUAAUGGUGUCUGCCACAUUUUAGGACUAUGUGGGAAUGAAUCUGCAACCCAGCAGAUGUCUGCCAUUUGUUAUGACUACACCUUUGAGCUUUUUCCCCCAGGACUGCGAGUCAAUGUUGCCUUGGGUCUGAAAGGAUCCUACUCUAAAUAGGCACUGCCUGGCAAGGAAAAUACGUAGUCUGAGAAAGAGGAAGAGCAGAUAAGACAGAUGAGACAACCAGAGCUGAUGCUGGAGGCAACACAGCACAAGCCUCCAGAACUGAAGUAAGCCUUCUGCCCUGUGCUAUCAGUUUCUGUUAGAGAGACUUUUUUUAGUCCUGGACUUAAAUCAUUGCAUACUUUUGCUUUUGAAGAAGGUUGACUACUGUGUAACCACUGUGUUGAGUUUGACUUUGCUGUAGCAAUGUCCAUCAGUAUGGCUUUAUGAAGGAGGAAUCGUAAGCUGACCAACAUGAUAGUCUUCUAUGAUGUGAUGUUUGGUUUGAUGGACAAGGGGACAGCAGUGGAUGUUGUUUGUUCUUUACUUUGACAAGAAUUCUGAUAUUGUCACCUCUAACGACCUUGUAGUCAAGCUGAUGAAGUAGAUUAGGAAGUCGACAGUGAGGUGAACAGUCGAGAUCAAAGGGUUGUGAUCAAUGGCACAGUGUCAGUUAAUUUUGAACAGUGCACUCAGAUGUACAGGGUAAGCCACACACUUUAUCUCUGGAGGGGAUCUUGUAAAACUUGGAAGAUCAAGCAUUUUCUUAGCUUUGGGUUCUUGACACAAAGUUUAUUUUCUGUCACUUUUAGAAGCUUGGUGAGUUAGGAUGAAAUGUAGGCUGGAGUGUUAAACGUUUAUAGAAAGAUGGAUGAGGGAGUAGAUUGUUGCAGGGAUUUUUUCUGUUUCCUGUGAAUUUUAUCAGGGAUAAAAUUUAUAUCCUUUAUCUUCUGAGAUAUUCCUCAGGUACCUCAGUACAAAUCAGAACCAGUAUAGCCCAGAAAACAAAAGGUAUCCUCUUCGCUAGUGAGAGUCUCAAACAGCAUUUGAGCUGUGCAGUUCAGAUAAGUGAUCAGCUCUGCAUGAGUGCCCAUCUAAGCAGGAAAGUUGUGGCAACAGCUUCAGUUACUUAGGAGAAAUGGUAAUUCGGGGUGCUGGUUUCGCUGUGCUGUGUUACCUUCACAAGAAACACAGAUUUCACAGGCCAUGUUGAACUAUCAAGACGCCAUUCCAAGGGUCAUGAGAGCAGGCAAUUCCAAAAUGCUGGAAGUCAAACAGAUGAGGCAGAAGGGUAACUGGGAUCUUCUGAAGCUAAGGCAAAAAAGUAAGGUUUAUGCUGAGUGGAAGCAAGGUCAGGUGGCAUGAGAAGAAUACAGAGAGUGAUGCUGCUCACCAUUGUAACAAGAAAAUUCACGUGGCCAAAUCUUAAUUGGAGUUGCAUUUGGCCAGAGCUAUGGGGGAUAAAAAGAGUGUUUUAAAAAGAGUGUCAAUAAAAGCAGUGUUUUUAAAUAUAUUAAUGGCAAAGGGCAGGGUAGAAAUAACAUCAGCAUCUUACAGGAUUAGUACAUUCAUCUCACAAACAGGGACAUGGACAAGGCAGAGGUGUUUAAAAAAAUGCCGUCUUUGCCUCUGUCUUCAAUAUGGCUGGCAGACCAGGGGGUUCUCAGUGCCCUGACAUGGAGGACCAUGUCUGUGAGAAUGCUCCCAUUUAACCUUGAAGGUGUGUGGGAUCAGCUGUUCCAGCUGGAUCCCUGCAAAUAUAUGGGGUCUAAUGAGAUUCAUUCAGGAAACAUCAAACAGUUUUCUGAUGUUUUCACAAAGCUUUUCUCGAUGAUAUUUGAGCAGUUUGGAUAGAUCCCAGUUGGCUGGAAACUGUCUAAUGUUUUCCCAGUUUUCAAGAAGGGCAAAAAGAAUGACACUGGAAACUACAGGUCUGCCAUUCUCACUUCAGUGCCUGGUAAAAUUGAGAAAAUUAUUCCAGGAAGUACUGGAAAACACCUGGAGGACACUGGAACCAUCAUCACAGCCAGCACAGCUUCAUGAGAGAAAAGUCAGGGUUGUCCAACCUGGUUUUCUUUUAUGACAGGAUAACCUACUUAGUUGAUCAACAGAAGCCAGUUAAUGCAAUCUUUUUUUGAUUUCCUAAAGAUUUUGAUACUGUCUCUCUCAGGACCCUUCUGGAGAAAAUGUCCAGCCCACAGCUGGAUAAACACAUCAUGUGGUGGGUGAGCAGCUGGCUCAUGGGUCAGGCACAAAGGGCUACAGUGAAUGGGGUGACAUCAGACUGAUGUGACCUGUCACUAGUGGGGUUCCACUGGGCUCCAUCCUUGGCCCUGUGCUCUUCAACAUCUUCAUAAAUGACUUGGACACAGGACUGGAAGGGACACUGAGCAAGUUUGCAAAUGAUACAGAACUGGGAGAAGCUGCUGACUGCCUUGAAGGCAAGGAGGCCCCCCGAAGAGACCUUGACAAAUUACAGGGCUGGGCAAUCACCACCUGUAUGAAGUUCAACAAGUGAAAGUGCUGGAUUCUGCAUCUGGGAUGGGACAACCCUUAGUGUAUGGAAUGAGAAAAUGGAGAGCAGUGCCAUGGAAAGGAGCCUGUUCAAGGGCAAGCUGAACAUGAGUGAGCAGUGCCCUUGCAGCCAGCUCUGUCCUGGGCUGCAUCAGGCGCAGCAUCAGCAGCCAGGCAAGAGAGAGGAUUGUCCCAUUCUGCUCUGCACUGGGGCUGCCUUGCCUGGAGUGCUGGGGGCAGUUUUGGGCCCCUCAGUAUUAGAAAGAUCAGAGCCUCCAAAGGAGGGCAGUGAAGAUUAUGAAGGGCCUUAAGGGGAAGCCGUACGAGGAGUAGCUGUGGUCUCUUGGUUCAGCCUGGAGGAGAGGGACUGAGGAGAGACCUCCUUGCAGUCAACAACUUUCAUGUGAGGGGAAGAGGAUGGACUGGCACUGAUCUGUCUGUGAUGACAUGUGGGAAUGGCCUGAAGUUGUGUCAGGGGAGGUUUAGGCUGGACAUUGGAGGGAGAUUCUUCUUCACCCAGAGGGUGGCUGGGCGC
Passer montanus (Eurasian tree sparrow) is the source of this 7955-nucleotide messenger RNA. RefSeq names its product pleckstrin and Sec7 domain containing 3 (gene PSD3). Gene Ontology annotation, biological process: regulation of ARF protein signal transduction. The coding region runs from base 1555 to 4638 and encodes 1027 amino acids. The record is from RefSeq and is a predicted model, not a curated record. The transcript has 14 exons. NCBI's taxonomy places the organism in Eukaryota, Metazoa, Chordata, Aves, Passeriformes, Passeridae. Gene Ontology annotation, molecular function: guanyl-nucleotide exchange factor activity.